Molecule: messenger RNA, 2070 nt
Organism: Ixodes scapularis (black-legged tick)
Lineage: Eukaryota; Metazoa; Arthropoda; Arachnida; Ixodida; Ixodidae
Product: zinc finger BED domain-containing protein 4-like
Exons: 2
Coding region: 1-2070 (689 amino acids)
Molecular function (GO): protein dimerization activity
Source: RefSeq, a predicted model, not a curated record
AUGCUCCUGCAGGUUCCGCCAUUCUCACCGCUGCGUCUAGAGGGAACCUUCAACCCAGCCACGAAAAGAAUGCGACAGGACCUCCGCUUCAAACUUCUAAGCAACAAAAGACGGUUUCUACCAUAUGGGCUCAUUUUGAAAGGUGCACCAAAGAUAAGCUGGCAGCUACCUGUUGCUACUGCCGAAGGAAGGGAAGCAGCAGCAAAGGAAAUAAGCUCACUAAUUCAACAGAGUGCACCCGAGUCAAAAAACCAGAAGAAAGUGCAACCGACACUCCAGGAAGCACUAGACCGGAAGAAGGCCUGGGAGCCCACUGAUGCGCAGGCACUGCUGCACUGCCAAAAGCUGGCAGAAUUUCUGGCUGUCAGCAUGAAGCCAUUCUCUAUGGUGGAAGACCCAGCAUUCCUCAGGUUCAUGCACUACUGUGUGCCCAAAUGGAAGAUUCCUGGGAGGAAACACUUUGCUUCCUCUGUUGUUCCUGCUCUCGAAGCAGCCAUUCGUGAGGCCCUCAAGAAAGAGCUCAAACUCAGCAUUGGGGGAAUAGUGCAUCUGACCACCGACAUCUGGUCAAGCCGGCAAGUGACGGACUACAUGUCUGUCACAGCUCACUGGAUGAUCCAGGAUCAGCAGGGAUGCCUGUCCAGACGGAAGGCUGUCAUGGACAUGGCAAGUUUCGGCCAAACGCACACGGCUGAGAAUAUAGCCGAAAAGUUGGACUCCGUCGUGAAACGCUGGCUGCCACCUCUGGACUUAGAACCAGGUUAUGUGACCACGGACAACGCUCAGAAUGUUGUCAGAGCAUUAAGAGAUGUCAACAUGAAGCGAAUUCCGUGCAUGGCACACUGUCUCAACCUCGUUGUGAAAGGAGGCCUAUCGAAGGCUGGACCAGCUGUGGAAGAUGCUUUAAAGACUUCCCGGGCCAUCUGUGGACAUUUUCACCAUUCGGCUACAAAAAUGUCAAAGCUCGCAGAGAUACAGCGCCGGCAAAACUUGCCCCAGCACCAGCUGCUACAAGACGUGCCAACUCGCUGGAACAGCACCUUGUAUAUGGUAGAACGACUGUGUGAGCAACGACGUGCGGUGACAGAGUUCUUUGAAGACAGCAGCAAGCACCACCUCACUCCAGAACAGUGGAUGCUUUUGAAGACCCUGAUAACUGUGCUGCGACCAUUUGAGGAGGCGACCCGCCUGGUGUGCAUGGAUGAUGCUACAUUAGGUCAAGUGCUGCCUCUGCUCAAGUUCAUUGAAAGGAGCCUUGAACGGAUGGCCAGCCGUGAAGGGGCAGCGGGUACUGCACAGCUUGCUGCCAGCCUGCUAACUGCAUUGCACAGCAACAGGCAUCUGAACAGCAUCAAGGAAGACAUUGUGUACUGGGCUGCAAGCUUCUUAGAUCCAAGGUUCAGGAACACAUUUGGCAACUACACUGAAGACCAGGCCGCUUUAAAACUGAAAAGGACUCAGGAGCACCUUAUUCGCCAGAUUGAGGAGACCAUGGAUGCUAAAGAUGACUGCAUCACAACAGAAACCUCGUCGCAAAUGUCAGCGCAACCGUGCAGUACAUCGGUUCAAACAGUGACCCCACCUCCAGCUGGAGAAUUCAGCCUGUGGUUUUCCAGCUCCGACGAGAUGGGACUGACCCAGUCACAAGUGCGGCCAGAGCAUGCACCACCCCAGCCAUCCUUAGCUGCAAAGGUUGAGCUGGACGCAUAUGCCCAGGACAGAGACGCUGACAGCUAUGGAGUGAAGAGUGACCCAUUGCAAUAUUGGGCAACAAAGAAAAACCAGUGGCCUUCUCUUUUCGUAACUGCAGUCAAGCACCUGGCAUGCCCCCCAACCAGUGUUUACUCUGAGCAGGCAUUCAGUGCAGCAGGCAUGAUUGUAACCGAGAGGAGGAACCGUCUAAGCACGAAAAAUGUUAGCAUGCUGGCAUUCAUUCGGAUGAACAGGGCUUGGAUCGACAAGGCAGCAUCCCCGAUUACUUCGAUGCUGGAGCAAGAUCUGGUCAGCUCAGAAUCAGAUAACGAGGACGAAGAGCCACUUCUUAAGAGAGUUCACUUUGAAGAUACUUAG